AUGCCCACUUCCUCUACUCCACCCGCGCCGGCGACGCCUGCGUCCGCCGCCGCCACCCCACGCCGACGCCGGCGACGCCUCCUCCCGUCCAGCGCAAACGCCUCCUUCGCCGCCUCUCCGUCGUCCUCCCCAUUCUCCUUCUUCGCGCCCUCGCCGUCGCCCUUCCACCGGUUCCUCCCCUCCCCGCUGCGCGCCUCCACCGUGCCCUUCUCGUGGGAGCACCGCCCGGGCAUCCCCAAGACGCCCGCGCGGGCCCGCUCGUCCAAGACCGGCGGCAAGAAGCCGCUCCCGCUCCCGCCCUCGCUCCUCUGCAGGUCCGACGACCCCUACGAUCCAUCCUCCGUCGUCCCCGUCGAGUACGCCGCGCUGCCGGCCGGGCGCCUCGGGAGGGUGCGCGUCCAACGCCGCCGGAGGCAGCGCGUCGGCAACGCCCUCGCCGAGUGGUGCUCCGCGUUCAGCCUCUACCGCUCCUGCAAGCGCGCCGCCGCCUGCCUCGCCGCCAAGCUCAAGUCCGCGUGAAUGAAGAUAGGCCAAGAUAAGUGCUGUGCGCGCCCGCGCCGCCAUUGAUGGUGGAAUCUCGCUCUCCCAGAUGCGUGCUAAGUGCAUGUGCCCGCGUGCUCCUAGCAACACUAGGUACGCGCGGCCUUGCUGUAAAUUAGCAAAGCUGGGUUCAGGGAGAGCAUAUGAUUUGAUUGGAUCCUUUGAUGUAUGUGCUUCGUAGAGAUUUUGGUCUCCUAAUAAUUCGGUGGCCAUGCUGUGCUUUAGUGCACUAUAAUUGGAUAUAUACAGCUUUUUUUUCUAGCAUCAUACCAACCAACCUUUAUCAAGCUUAAUUUGUGGUUGAGUUGCUCUAUGUUUUGGACGUAUUCUGCUGAUCAAGUCUGUAAAGCCUACGUGCGUGAAUUUUAUGUAUAUAUACUUAAACAUAUAGUUAUAUGCCACCCAUGCAUGCACA
Molecule: messenger RNA, 955 nt
Organism: Lolium rigidum
Lineage: Eukaryota; Viridiplantae; Streptophyta; Magnoliopsida; Poales; Poaceae
Product: vegetative cell wall protein gp1-like
Exons: 1
Coding region: 1-519 (172 amino acids)
Source: RefSeq, a predicted model, not a curated record